CGGGUACAUUUUCAUUAAAUAAUUCCUAACGUAUGGAAGGACACGUAAUAUGUUCUUUCAACUAAAAUACAAAAUGGAGAGGAAAACUAACAACAGCGUGUUCUAACUGCAAUUUAGUUAAGGAUUAAUUGGAACACUGUAACAGCAUAUAUCCACUAUAUAGAUAAGAUCAAGUAUUAUCUGUUAACCCUGAAAUCGUACUUUACACUUGAGUUUUUCCCGAUAAACCGCGGAAAGUUGUUUACGGCAUUCUCGAGCGAUUACGAGAGGCUUCUCCGUAGCUAUGUAAUGCAGAAGAGCCGACCAGGCGCGUAUUUGACGAGCAAGACCUAAUGGAACGAUCAACAAAUACGCCGCAUCUUUUCCGCAUUCUUCCUUGAAUAUCGCGGUUGUAAAACGUCGCCGCCGGCGCCUCUCGGAUCGGACGAGGAGCAGCAGCACGUGUUUACCUGAUGAUCACGCACGAUAAGGGGCUACGACGUAGACUUCCGGUCCGGCGGCGUGUGCGCGUCGGAAGGUAAACAAUAGGAUCGGCGACGCUGAGAGAGGACACGCGCGAUCGAGAGACGACGAAAGCGGUGGGAAGCCUCGAGAGAGGUUUCCGAGGAGGAAGAGGUACGUGGAGUUUGGAUUCUCGGGAGCAAGGAGACGUCGUUCGCGGCGACGGUCGUCGAGAACGACCGCGGCGAAACCUAACCUCGUUCCACGCGGCGGUCACGUUGCGCAGACAGAGAUGAGAUCGCCCGCCUCGCUGGGGAUAAUCGCCCGGACGCGAGGGUAAGAGCCGCCGACCGAAGUUUCCGUUUCAAGCACGACAAUGACAACGACGACGAUGACGACGACAACGAUGAUGACGACAACGACGACGACGGCGGCGGCGGCGGCGGCCGCCGCGACCUCGUGCGAGGCAGGACGUGCGCCGUCGAUCGAGCGCCGAUCCGCUGCUCCACGUGAUCGGUGUCAGCGCGGCGCCGUGAACGAGGACGGCGGAAUGUGCGACAAGUGCGUCAUCGGCUACUGGGUACCCGAGAAAAAGCGGCAGAAGUUCAACUGGACCGAUUUCGAGAACAUAUGCGAGUCCGAGGGAUUCCGGUUAAAAAUGAUUGAUGUAAAUUUGAGUCUCGAGAAGCAGGGACCAUUACACGUUUUCAUACACAAGCUGACAGAUAUGCAGUCGCAUGCAGAGAGUGGUGAUAAAAAUGCUGAAGAUAUUGUUUCGCGGCUUCAGGAGUACAUUGCCAAACAUCCAGAUUUGAUCGUUAUCGAUCCUCUGGACAAUAUUAGGAACUUAAGCAAUCGUUUUAAAUCUUACGAGUUUAUACAAGAGGGCAUUCAAUUUAAAGAUAUAUUUACUCCAAAUUUUGUAGAAAUUAAAAGCAGUAAUGUCCAUGAAAUAGCGUUGACAUUAAAAAAGCGUGAUAUUAAAUAUCCGUUUGUUUGUAAACCACUUAUUGCGUAUGGCUCGAGCAAUGCGCACAAGAUGAUGAUCAUCUUCAAUGAAAGGGGUUUGAAAGAUUGUCAACUACCUUGCGUCGCUCAGGAUUUCAUUAAUCAUAACGCUAUUUUAUAUAAGUUAUUCGUCGUAGGCGAUCGUUUUUACGUGGUUGAGCGUCCUAGCUUUAAAAACUUUUACCAAGAAGACUGUAAUUCAUUGAGUACGAUAUUCUUCAACUCGCAUGAUAUAUCAAAAAGCUGUAGUAGGUCUAAGUGGUCAAUACUGUCCGAAGAAGACAUUCCUUUAACUGUGAAGCCAAAUCACAAAAUAUUCGAAAGAAUUGUUAAAAAUAUUCGAGAGAUCUUUGGUCUCAUUCUAGUUGGAAUAGACGUCGUAAUUGAAAAUCAUACUGGAAAGUACGGGAUAAUAGAUGUUAAUGUGUUUCCCGGAUACGACGGUUAUCCGAAUUUUUUUGAACAUUUAAUAGAUAGUAUUAAGAAGUUGUUGAUAGAGCGAGAAGUUUGCAGACAAAACUCCAAGGGUUGUACAUUAAAAAAGUGUCAGAGCGACGAUUUAGACUCUGGUUUUGAGAGUGACGAGAAGAGGAAAUGUUCCACAAAAUGAACAUGUGAUGGAUAAUGUUAAUUUUAGAUAAAAUUAAGCUGUAUUAGUAUUAAUCGCGGCAGUAGUAUCAGUAUCGACAUUUCGUUAUUUUGUAUUCAUCUAUAUAUUUUUCUAAUGAAAUUCGGCUCUCUUAUAACUCUUCGCACAGUUUAAUUCAAUAAUAAAUUUUUUAUAUUAAGUUUUAUAUUACAUUGAAAAUCAUGCUUGGCGCGUUGCUUAUUUCGUAGAUUUGUAUGAAGUACGAAUAUUUGAAUUGUUCACAAAUUUGAAUCCUAUAUUUUGUAAUAAAUCCCACAGUACAACAUCACUACGACUGCCAGAGAAGAUAUUUUGUACGUUUUACGUGUAUACAAUUUUGCAUUUCUGCGAUGAUGUCAUAUGCCUGUGAGCUGUUGAAAAUAUUAAGUACAUAUAAUGAAAAGUAUGCGGCGCGAUAAAACAUACAAACAUAUAAACAAUCGAAAUAAUCGCAACAAUGUGAAUGAGUACUUUUAAGUUUAAUGUUUACAAGUAAUUAAAUUAGUGGCUAUUAUUUUUUAAAUUGUUUUUUUAAUAAAUAUCUUGUUAAUAGAAGAUGUACAUAUUACAUCUAUUUAUUGUUUCUAUUGCGAUUGUAUCGAUUAAUUUUAAAGGCUAAUAUAUAAUGUGCUCUUCUUGUUUUCUUGCUUUUUGUUUCUUUGCGCAUUAUUUUAUAAAGACUCUUGUUUUUUUGUCUUUUCGCGGAGUUUGUUUUGGGCGAUAGAAAAUGAAAUAACAUCUGAAUGGCAAGGAAAACAUUAGACAGAAAGCGAGAAACAAGAUUCAAAGAACAUUAUAGAUUAGCUUCGAAAUAUUAAGUAUAGUAUAUUAAGUUAUCUACUGAAAGUUGUAAUUAUUUAAAAUAUUUACUUCCAAAAUAAGAAAUGUUUAAAAUAUUCAAGGUAGACGUUCAAUUUAAGGUAACUUUUAUUUAAGUUGGUGAUUCCUAUAAAUAUUUUAUUCAAUUUUAUUGUAUAUGAAGGAAUAUCAACCGUUUACUUAUUUAUAUGUACAUAUAUUUUAUAUGAAUAAAUUGUACACAGAAAAACAAAACAAAAGUCACGAAAAUGUGCUGCAAUUUGACAAGGUGAUAAAAAUAAUGAUUUAAGAUACACAAUAAAAUCUAUUUUCAUUAAAAAUAAUGUUUUAAUGAAAUUGCACAAAUUGGAGCGCAUUUUAUAUUUAUAUAUUCAUAUGUCGACGUGUAUUUUAAAAUAUGUUUAGGAAAGUUUCUAGUGAUUUGAUUUUUGCAUUAGCUCCAAAUCUGAUGAAAUUUUAGGUCCCCUCUUUUUAGCUGAACUUUUUGCAUUUAAUUGUGCAAUAUUCUACCUUUUUUCUCUUUAUAUUAGGAAGAAAGAAAAGGAAAGAUAAAUUGUUGCAGAAGUUCAGUAAAAUAACAUCUUAAUUUUCUGUUCACAGAAAGACUCCAAUACAUUGUGAGAUUGACAAAGAAUGAUAAAAUAUUCUCUAAGAAUUUCUAAUUUAAGUUAUGUGACAAGAUUAUUUUCAAUAAAUAAGAAAAAUUUGCCAGAAAAA
Molecule: messenger RNA, 3613 nt
Organism: Monomorium pharaonis (pharaoh ant)
Lineage: Eukaryota; Metazoa; Arthropoda; Insecta; Hymenoptera; Formicidae
Product: inositol-tetrakisphosphate 1-kinase
Exons: 5
Coding region: 818-2059 (413 amino acids)
Biological process (GO): inositol trisphosphate metabolic process
Cellular component (GO): cytoplasm
Molecular function (GO): inositol-3,4,5,6-tetrakisphosphate 1-kinase activity; inositol-1,3,4-trisphosphate 5-kinase activity; inositol-1,3,4-trisphosphate 6-kinase activity
Source: RefSeq, a predicted model, not a curated record